Molecule: messenger RNA, 453 nt
Organism: Thelazia callipaeda (thelaziosis nematode)
Lineage: Eukaryota; Metazoa; Nematoda; Chromadorea; Rhabditida; Thelaziidae
Source: the annotation of a GenBank genome assembly
AUGAGAUGGAUUUCGGCAGUCCCUAACGCAAAUAGUUGGUUUGUCUCUGGUUGUCGGCCCUUGCGCAAUUGCUCACCCUCUCUUUUCCCAUUGACCUCUGAACAGACGGCAAAGAUUUUGAUGCGCGCCAAGUACAAAUUUAAAUUUGCUUUCAAUGACAUUCAAGGAUUUAUGUAUAUUUGGGACUAUAUCGAGCUACGAAACAGCUCAUUUCGUGGUGUAUGCAUUAUGUAUGGAUACUUACCGUUCAUUGCCAGAAUGUCGGUGAAAUUUUUAUGGUCUCAGUCAAGGAUGAAGUUAGAAUUUUCUCGAAAAGUUGAAAGUUUUCAACACUGGAAAAUUUACGAAAGAGUGUGUGGAUGUGGGAGGUUAGUGAAAGAAAUACUAAUCAUGCAGAUAUCAGCCUGUGGACGAAAAGGUAAUGCAGUUGAUGACUCUAAAGAAAGUGAGUAG